Lipotes vexillifer (Yangtze River dolphin) is the source of this 1080-nucleotide messenger RNA. It is a transcript of the gene BDH2, whose product is annotated as 3-hydroxybutyrate dehydrogenase 2. Gene Ontology annotation, cellular component: cytoplasm. Gene Ontology annotation, molecular function: 3-hydroxybutyrate dehydrogenase activity. NCBI's taxonomy places the organism in Eukaryota, Metazoa, Chordata, Mammalia, Artiodactyla, Lipotidae. The coding region runs from base 80 to 817 and encodes 245 amino acids. Gene Ontology annotation, biological process: siderophore biosynthetic process. The transcript is spliced from 10 exons. The record is from RefSeq and is a predicted model, not a curated record.
GUCUUAAGUUUGUUGCCCGCGCUGUGAUCUCGAGGACGCCAUCAACUUGCUGCUGUAAAAUUAAACCACAGGUUCCAUUAUGGGUCGACUUGAUGGGAAGGUCAUCGUCCUGACAGCAGCUGCUCAGGGGAUUGGCCGGGCAGCUACCUUAGCUUUUGCAAGAGAAGGUGCCAAAGUCAUAGCCACAGAUAUCAAUGAGUUCAAACUUCAGGAGCUGGAAAAGUACCCGGGUAUUCAGACUCGGGUCCUUGAUGUCACAAAGAAGAAACAAAUUGAUCAGUUCGCCAAUGACAUUGAGAGACUUGAUGUUCUCUUUAAUGUUGCUGGUUUCGUCCAUCAUGGAACCAUCCUGGACUGUGGGGAGAAAGACUGGGACUUCUCAAUGAAUCUCAACCUCCGCAGCAUGUACCUGAUGAUCAAGGCCUUUCUUCCUAAAAUGCUUGCUCAGAAAUCUGGCAACAUUAUCAACAUGUCCUCUGUGGCAUCGAGCAUCAAAGGAGUUGUGAACAGGUGUGUGUACAGCACAACCAAGGCGGCUGUGAUUGGUCUCACAAAGUCUGUUGCUGCAGACUUCAUCCAACAGGGUAUCCGGUGUAACUGUGUGUGUCCAGGAACGGUUGAUACCCCAUCUCUGCAGGAAAGAAUACAAGCCAGACCAAAUCCUGAAGAGGCACUGAGCGAUUUCCUAAAGAGACAGAAAACAGGAAGAUUUGCAACUGCAGAGGAAAUAGCCCUGCUCUGCGUGUACCUGGCCUCUGAUGAAUCUGCCUAUGUAACGGGUAAUCCUAUUAUCAUUGAUGGAGGCUGGAGCUUGUGAUUUCAGGAUCUCCUUGCUGGGAAGGCAGGCUGUUCCUGUCUACAGUGAACCUGCUUAUGAAGAAAACUCACCCAUCCUCUCUUUCCUAUUAAUGGCAUAUUAAUGAAAAUAAGACCUUUUUGAUGAUGUCAUUGUUCACAAGAGUCUGAUUCUUUAGAUACAUUCAUCUCUUUGUAAUCUCUUCUGAAAUCAUUGUAGAUAGGUGAGAUAAUGAACUCACUGCAAAAAGAACAUUUUAAGAAUAAACCUCAAUUUCUAAGUAU